Messenger RNA from Funneliformis geosporum, 336 nucleotides. Lineage: Eukaryota; Fungi; Glomeromycota; Glomeromycetes; Glomerales; Glomeraceae. The record is from the annotation of a GenBank genome assembly.
AUGGCUUUCUAUAUGAAAUUCUAUUUACAUCUCAUCACAAGGAAGAUUUCAAAGGAAAGGAAGAACUGCGCUGAAUUUGGGAGAGGGUUCAAGCGUUCAUGUAGUGGCACCUCGAGAAAGCGCUCCAUACUUGUUCCUUUGAGUACCACGCUAACCAAAGGUUACACCGAUAAUUGUCGUUUUAUGGGUAGAGAGGAUUUGACGGGUUAUCCAAACAUCACAGAUGAUGGAAAGGUGGUAGUAAAAUGCCGUGCAAUACAAAACGGGCUUGGAUGGCCCGAUGAAAAUAAGUCAACUUCAGUGGACUUAUUCAAAACCAAAAAUGGAGAAGAGUAG